AGUUCCAAACCAAACCAACGAAUCCUUCCUUCUGCUACCCACCUGCGUGAUCGACAGUCAACAAUCCACCCAGCUCCCAGCGCUCGAUCGAUCAGCAGCGCAGCAGCUAGCUAGCCAUGGUUGCCGCCGCCAUGCAGGCCCUCUUUGACCAGACCGACCUGUCCCUCUCCCUCUCCCUGGUCCCCGCCGCCGCGCCGGCGCUCAACAAGGACGACUACCUCGCCAUCUGCCUCGCCGCGCUCGCCAAAAGCGGGCAGCAGGUGCAGGGGAUGGAGGGGCAAGCGAGAGUGUGGCGCCCGGCCCCCGCGCCGGCGCAGGAGCUGCGCUUCAGCUGCGCGGUCUGCGGGAAGGCCUUCGCGUCGUACCAGGCGCUCGGCGGGCACAAGUCGAGCCACCGCAAGCCGCCGCCCACCGGAGAGCGGUGCGUCGUGGUGGCGCAGGCGUCCGCGGGCGCUGGGUCGGAGGCGAGCGCGGCGGCGUCCUCGGGCGGGAGCAGCGGCGGCCCGCACCAGUGCACCGUCUGCGGGCGGGGCUUCGCGACCGGGCAGGCGCUCGGCGGGCACAAGCGCUGCCACUACUGGGACGGCACCUCCGUGUCCAUGUCCGUCUCCGUCUCCGUGUCGGCGUCGUCCUCCGUGCUGAGGAACUUCGACCUGAACCUGCUGCCCAUGCCGGAGAACGUUAAUGCCGGGUUGAAGAGGUGGGCCGAGGAGGAGGAGGUGCAGAGCCCUCUCCCCGCCAAGAAGCUCAGGCUUUUGCUGUAAAUAAAAAAAGGAGAGAUGGCCAGUGCUCAACCGUCCCUUGAUUGAUUUGUUCAUUUGUUGAAUUCGAUUAGGUAUCACGCACCAUGAUUUGUUGAUUUGUUGUGUUUAUAAGGACACAAAGAAAUGAAAACUAUGGGCUUAAUUAACCUCCCCA
This is a messenger RNA of Triticum dicoccoides, 918 nucleotides long. RefSeq names its product zinc finger protein 36-like. The record is from RefSeq and is a predicted model, not a curated record. NCBI's taxonomy places the organism in Eukaryota, Viridiplantae, Streptophyta, Magnoliopsida, Poales, Poaceae. Gene Ontology annotation, molecular function: transcription cis-regulatory region binding; DNA-binding transcription factor activity. Gene Ontology annotation, biological process: regulation of DNA-templated transcription. The coding region runs from base 117 to 764 and encodes 215 amino acids. The transcript has a single exon. Gene Ontology annotation, cellular component: nucleus.